Messenger RNA from Oncorhynchus mykiss (rainbow trout), 3244 nucleotides. RefSeq names its product nuclear receptor-binding protein 2. Gene Ontology annotation, molecular function: ATP binding; protein kinase activity. Gene Ontology annotation, biological process: protein phosphorylation. NCBI's taxonomy places the organism in Eukaryota, Metazoa, Chordata, Actinopteri, Salmoniformes, Salmonidae. The record is from RefSeq and is a predicted model, not a curated record.
AGGAGAGAGGACACGAGGAGGGCACGAUUGAGAUUAUCCCAUUUCUCUUUUUUAUUUUUUUAUUUUUUACAAAAAGCCGCAGAGGCCACUAUGGAAAGACUGUAUAGUGUGGCAUACCACCCGCUCUUACUUCAAGCACAGUUCAACAGCGGCUGUGCGUGUUGCAGCACCUCCUGGAAGAUCCCCUAUUGGCUCUUUCUCGGGGAAUGCGCUUGUUUUGACAACUCAUUUGAUUGUUGGAUAUGGUUUGAGAGGACGACGCGGACUGCAGGUUAAACCGUAGAAUUCGUAACAGUCUCUGCAUUUUGCAACCUAUGCAAAUCGGAUUAAUUUUGGUAGGCUAAACAUAGGAAUUUAGUUGAUAAACGCGCGUUCCUUAAAGAAUAAAGGGGGGGGGGGGGGGGGAUUGACUGGAUUGAAAUGACCAUGUCCGAGGAGAAGAAUUCGGGGUCUCGGGGGAAAGAGGAAGAGAGCGAGGAUGAGAGUGAAAUCUUGGAAGAAAGCCCCUGCGGUCGCUGGCAGAAGCGAAAGGAGCAGGUGAGUCAGGGGAAUGUCCCGGGCAUCGAGACUGCCUCACUGGCCAUGGACACAGAGGAGGGGGUAGAGGUGGUGUGGAACGAAGUGCAGUUCUCCGAUAAGAAGGUCUUCAAAUCUCACGAGGAUCGAAUGAGGGAGAUGUUUGAGAGCCUGAUGCAUGUAGAUCACCCCAACAUUGUCAAGUUCCAUAAGUACUGGCUGGACACCAGGGAGAGUCGGGCGAGGGUGAUCUUCAUCACAGAGUACAUGUCAUCAGGCAGUCUCAAGCAGUUCUUAAAGAAAACAAAGAAAAACCACAAGACCAUGAAUGUCAAGGCAUGGAAGCGAUGGUGCACUCAGAUUCUGUCAGCUCUGAGUUAUCUGCAUUCCUGCCACCCGCCCAUAGUCCAUGGUAACUUGACGUGUGACACCAUCUUUAUCCAGCACAACGGACUCAUCAAGAUUGGCUCGGUGUGGCAUAGGCUGUUUGUCAAUGUUUUCCCAGAGGCGAUCUACGGAAAUGUGCAGCAUCAUCGGGAUGAUGAAACGAACCAGCACUAUUUUGCUCCUGAAUACGGCUUGGCUGAGGAUGUUUGCUCUAUUGACAUCUUCGCCUUUGGCAUAUGUACCCUGGAGAUGGCAGUGUUGGAGAUCCAGGCCAACGGGGACACUGUGGUAUCCAAAGAGGCUAUAACCAACGCCGCCCAGUCUUUAGAGGACCCGCUCAUAAAGGAGUUCACCCAGUCGUGUGUACGCAUGGACGCCAAGAAGAGACCCACGGCCCAUGACCUGCUGUUUCACAGGGUCCUGUUUGAGGUGCACUCUCUUAAACUGCUGGCUGCCCACUGCUUUAUCAACUAUCAGUAUCAGCUUCAUGAUAACUGCCUUGAAGAGAAGACCAGAACUUUUGACCCCAGUGGUGUGAUGGCUGAGAUCAAGCAUGGGGACCGGCCCGGGGUGGAGAUCAAGUACUCGAAUGUUUCGCCGCUAGAACUGGACAAAUUUCUGGAGGACGUAAAGAAUGGGAUCUAUCCCUUGAUGAACUUCCAGCGGGGCCUCACCAUGCCCCGGACCUUGUCCAUCUUCCAGGAGCGCAUGGAGACAGUGAAGACUCCCAGCCCGGAGCCCCAGGAGAUGGAGACCAGAAAGGUUGUCCAAAUGCAUUGUAACUUGGAGUUCACUGAGGAAGGCACCAGAAGUCAUCUCUCUCUCCUCCUGAAGAUGGACGACAAGCUCCAACGGCAGCUGAACUGUGACGUUCUGCCUACUGACAGCUCCAAAGACCUGGCUAGUGAGCUGGUUCACUUCGCCUUCAUCAGUGAGGAGGACUGUGAGAAGCUGGCGGGCUUUCUGGAAGACGCCCUGUGUAAGCAUUGGGCCGGGCCGCCAUUGGAGGAGUCUUCCCUGGCAUAGUGAUGCUGUACCGACACAUGCUGCUGACCCAAGGGGGAUCUGGACCCUGGGAAAACUACAACAAGAAAGAGAAUUUAGGGACAGAGGGGAAGGGGGGGGGGGGGGGGGCAAUUAGUGGGGGAACUUUAAGAGUGAACAUUCCAGGACUAGGAAGUGCCAGAUUUUUGUUUUUGUGAGGCUUGUAAGGGAAGAGAGCCAAGUCAGCUCUUCAAUCUGUGUGGCAAAUGUAAGCAACAAGAAACGCUGUCUCAAAACAGAAGUGAGAAGCGAUCUCUCUUUCUACUAAACAGAAGUGAGAAGCGAUCUCCCUUUCUACUAAACAGAAGUGAGAAGCGAUCUCGCUUUCUACUAAACAGAAGUGAGAAGCGAUCUCCCUUUCUACUAAACAGAAGUGAGAAGCGAUCUCCCUUUCUACUAAACAGAAGUGAGAAGCGAUCUCCCUUUCUACUAAACAGAAGUGAGAAGCGAUCUCCCUUUCUACUAAACAGAAGUGAGAAGCGAUCUCUCUUUCUACUAAACAGAAGUGAGAAGCGAUCUCUCUUUCUACUAAACAGAAGUGAGAAGCGAUCUCCCUUUCUACUAAACAGAAGUGAGAAGCGAUCUCCCUUUCUACUAAACAGAAGUGAGAAGCGAUCUCUCUUUCUACUAAACAGAAGUGAGAAGCGAUCUCUUUCUACUAAACAGAAGUGAGAAGCGAUCUCUCUUUCUACUAAACAGAAGUGCCAACCAACUCAAGCCAGAUAAGACUAUGCUAGGAGAGCUACUAUAUUUGGCCACUUCAAUGCCUCUGUCUCUCCGCACAGAUGAUGUCAAUGGCCUUGUUUAGAAUUAUAGCAAGAGACAGUGGACAAAGUAAGCAAUACGAGGAACAUAAAGGUCUUCAACAUUUACUGCUGCAUUGAGGCCUUUUUGUCCAUAAUAACCUAUUGGGCUCCAUUUUACACACGCAGCGCAGCCUUGGCAAUGACCCCAUAAAGAAAACUAAUCUAAAACUCUCACUCUCACAUGCAAGGUGCGGGUACAGACACAUUGAGAUUUUGUGUCCCAAGAUUCCAGGAUUGAGACAAUGGUUUUUCAAUGGGGAGGUCAUCCUCUGCUUGAUGAAUGAUUGUCCAACGGAAGGGAAAAAAAAACUGCAAAAUAUGUUAAGUCUUCUACAUAUACAAGUCAUCCGGAAAAAAAGUAGGGAUGAGUUAAACUUAUGACAAGAACGGACAAUGAUGUAAGUCAUAUACAAUUUUAUCCGUGUUCAUGCUUCUCUGUUAGGGUUGGAUAUUUUCCUGGUAUUUUACAAAUAAAUCACUUUUCUCCCCGG